Messenger RNA from Parasteatoda tepidariorum (common house spider), 4127 nucleotides. RefSeq names its product iron-sulfur clusters transporter ABCB7, mitochondrial. Gene Ontology annotation, cellular component: mitochondrial inner membrane. Lineage: Eukaryota; Metazoa; Arthropoda; Arachnida; Araneae; Theridiidae. Gene Ontology annotation, biological process: transmembrane transport; intracellular iron ion homeostasis. Gene Ontology annotation, molecular function: ATP binding; ATP hydrolysis activity; ABC-type transporter activity. The record is from RefSeq and is a predicted model, not a curated record.
UCAAAGCAUUUAAACUGUAUUUUCAGUUACUUAUUUUAAGAGUGCCAAAAAUUAUCGAUUUUUUGAACAGAACGCAAACAUUUUAAAGUGUUUUCUUUAAGAACGAUGGAUGUUUACUUAUUGACAUUCAUACAGAAUUAUGGCUGCCUCUAUCACUUGUUAUAUUAAAUUGAGAACAGAAUUUUCAAAGUUAUAUUGCACAAAUUCAGUUCUAUGUUACAAUCUUUUUAAGAGUAAAAACUGUUGUAAACUAUUUCACAAAUCUUUGUUGUAUUUAUCUAGAAGAUCAAAUUAUCGAGAUUUACGUUUUAAUCAGGUACGACAUUACAGUUAUAGAAAUAAUGGAGCUUCAAAAUCUUCUUUGUUUAGUAAGCUGAAAUCAGUAACAAGAAACGAUGCUCGACCUUGCUUCCAUCCCGGAGCGUCCACUCUUCUUGUAUCACAAGUUGGUAUUCCCUCGAAAGAGAUGCAGGGGUGGACGAUUGUCAAAAAGAUGUUCAACUACAUCUGGCCAAAAGAUAAACCAGAAAUAAGGAGAAGAGUUGUUCUCGCUUUAGGACUCUUAGUGGGGGCAAAGCUUCUCAAUAUUGAAGUGCCAUUUCUUUUCAAAUACGCUGUUGAUUACUUAAACUUGCAUGCUGGGCAAGGGCUCAAUAUUGAUACACCUUCAUCCACCAUUAUCACUGUUGCCACAGCUAUUAUUCUUGGCUAUGGAGUAGCAAGAGCAGGAUCUUCAUUAUUUAAUGAAUUAAGGAAUGCAGUUUUUGCCAAAGUAGCUCACGACUCAAUAAGAAGGGUUGCUAAAAGCGUUUUUCUUCAUCUUCAUAAUUUAGAUUUGAGUUUUCAUCUGUCACGUCAAACUGGUGCUUUGUCUAAAGCUAUUGAUAGAGGCACAAGAGGGAUUAACUUCGUCCUGUCAGCUUUAGUUUUUAAUGUUGUUCCUACAGCUUUUGAAGUUGCUCUUGUUAGCAGUAUUUUGUAUUAUAAAUGUGGUGGCAAAUUUGCUCUUGUUACACUUGGGUGUAUUGGUGGUUAUGCAGCCUUCACUUUGGCAGUUACUCAAUGGAGAACACAUUUCCGAAUUACCAUGAACAAAGCAGAAAAUGAAGCUGGUAACAAGGCUAUUGAUUCUUUGAUUAAUUAUGAAACUGUGAAGUACUUUAACAAUGAGCUUUAUGAAGCUGAGCAGUAUGAUAAAGCUUUGGCAAAAUUUGAAGCGGCUUCUCUAAAGACAACUACAAGUCUGGCCAUGUUAAAUUUUGGACAGAAUGCUAUAUUUAGCACAGCCUUAACAGUCAUCAUGGUCAUGGCCAGCAAUGGCAUUAUAGAUGGUACAAUGACUGUUGGUGAUUUAGUGAUGGUGAAUGGUCUCAUUUUCCAGUUGUCCCUCCCCCUCAACUUCUUAGGAUCUGUUUACAGGGAAAUCAGACAGUCACUCAUUGAUAUGCAAACCAUGUUUGCCAUUCUCAGUUUACAGGUUCCAGUUCAGAAGUCAUCAGAAAAUUUCUUUCAAAUUUCACCAAAGCAAGCAGAGGUUGUGUUUGAGAAUGUUGGCUUUCAGUAUGUUAAAGGGCAAAAUAUUUUAUCCGACUUGAGUUUCAGAGUACCUGCUGGAAAGAAAAUUGCCUUAGUUGGCGGCAGUGGCUCUGGGAAAUCAACAAUUGUGAGAUUAUUAUACAAGUUCUUUGAGCCUCAAAAUGGCAAAAUAUACGUAGCAGGGCAAAACAUCAAUGAAAUGGAUGUUAACGUUCUUCGCAAGGCAAUUGCUAUCGUACCUCAGGAUGCUGUUUUAUUUCAUAAUACAAUAAAAUACAAUCUUCACUACGGAGACUUUAGCAGAUCGGAAGAGGAUGUUUUUGAAGCUGCUAAAAUGGCGGAGCUACACGAUUCAAUUUUAAAGUGGCCUUAUCAGUAUGACACACAAGUCGGGGAACGGGGACUCAAAUUAUCUGGGGGUGAGAAACAAAGAGUAGCUAUAGCUCGAGCUAUUUUGAAAAAUUCUCCCAUUUUGAUUUUCGAUGAAGCAACUUCAGCUUUAGAUUCCAUUACAGAAGAGAAAAUACUGGCUGCACUUCAGAGGGCUGCUGAGGGUCGCACAACCAUUUGUAUAGCUCACAGACUUUCAACAGUGAUGAAUGCAGACGAAAUAUUUGUACUCGAUAAAGGGAAAGUGGUUGAGCGAGGAACACACAAGACUUUAAUUGCCAAUCGAAAUAGCCUCUAUUUUAAACUUUGGCAGAAACAACACCAGCUGCCUCCACAAUCUAGUCUUUAAUUUAUUCUGGUUAUUUAUUUCAUUGUACAUUGUUAAAACACUGUAAAUUUAACUUUAUAAAAUUACCAGGGUAUCCCAAUAUUCCCAAUAUAAAUAUUUAUUUUAAAAAUAAUCAUCAUCAGCUAUAAUUCAACAAAUUAAAAAAAAAAUAUUUAUAAUGAAAAUAAUAGUAAUUUUUAAACAAAGUGACGAAAAUGUUUAGUGACUUUUGUGUGUAUAAUUUAGAUGACUGUUGUAGCAGUGUAUGCAUUUUAAUUUUGUAUAUUGCUAAACACUAAAUUUAACUUGAUUUUGUCCCAGAAAUGUAUGCCUUUCUACACUAAUGUUUUUCAAUAUUUUACUUAAUAUAGCAGCUAUAUUUUUAAAUCAAUUAUUUAAAAUAUUUUAACAUACAUAAUAGUUUAAUAUUAUGUGUGAUAGUAACUGUACUCAAUACAUUAAAUUUUUUGUAUACUUUAUUACUAUAUAAAUAUUUUAUUAAUAUAAAAAAAAGAGGCAAGACUGAUUAAAAAGGUUCUGUUAUUAUUAUAGUGUAAUUAAUCUUUUACUAUUUAUGACAGAAUGUUGUACUAAAUCUGCUUCAAAACUACCAUUUUAUACAAAAUUAAUUUUAAUAGCUAAAUUAACCUUUUCAUGAAUGUUAUUGGUAUCUUUUAGUUAAGUUUAGAAAAUAGGGUUAAAAAUAGGGUACUAAAAAAAGGUUUCAUUUUUUUAAUUAAUUAAUUGUACUGCAUUAAAAAAAUAUUCUACAUUUUUAUGAAAAUUCCAGUUAAGAGUAAUUUUUCUUGCUUAAAAUUGCUUCAGAAUUCUACAAAUUGUUGCUCAAAGAAAAAAUUGCUGAUUCAAAAUACUAAACAUCCAAUUGAAAACCUGCCACUAAGUUAUCAGAGGGUAUGAUCCUGCUUUUUUGUUGGAACAUGGUGUUUAUAUUAGCAAUUGUUAUUUCCUUUCUAAUUCGAGUAAGCCUAGCCCAUCAAAUAUGACAAGAUUUUGUUUCCUACUUGGAUGAUGGGGACGAAACCAUGCUGAACAUAAACAAGCUAAUUACGCAACUAAGUUGCGAGAUACACUAAAUCAAAAUAAUCACGGUUACAUUGGAAUACAUAAACAAAUUAUAAAUCUAGAUUGAAUAUAAGAUGUCGACAAAAAAGAUUUAUAUUUUAACGAAUUCCAUAUCCAAUACAGCAUACUAAAUUUUUUCAUCUUAUUCAAACCUUUACGAAACAUUUCUUGUGACAUAACUGUGAAAUAUUAGCAUUUAAUAAAGUUGAAUUAAUCGCUUUUGCUGCAUUAAAAACUAACUUUGUUUCUAAUUAUGAUUCUGGGUAGCAUAAGAUCAUUCCAUUCAAACAUCUUAUUCAGAACUGCACCUAACAACCAGUCGCAUCUCUUAAUUUCUUUUUCUAUCAAUAACUUUGUUUAAUCUAUUAUUUAGCGAUUGAUCUUAUAACAGGGACUUUUGCUCAAAUUCACGAAGUCAAUCCAUCAUUAAUUUAACGGAAAUUUGAAUUUACCUUAAAAAUAUCUAUUGCUUAUAUAUGUCUUCCAUUGUUUGAGCAGGAGAAAAUUACACAUUUAAUUUAAAUUCUCAAAAAGGAGCAAUUUUAAAAAGAACAUUUUUUUUAAUUAACACAUUGUGCUUUUCGACCUAUGAAAUAAGAAUUUUUAGUAUUCCAAUUGUACUUUUAGUGAUCAAACUUCAAUUAGCAUUCAUUACUUAUUGUUAUAUCAUUAAAAAAAAAAAAGGCAUGUCAUUGUUUGUGAUGAUCGUAAAUUAUAACACCAAUUUAUACUGUUAUCAUUUUUGUUGUUUUUUAAUUGUUGAGAAAAUAAAAAUGAAUUAAAAUUGUUA